GUACUUAUUAGAGUCAUGGCUGUUGGGGUAAACCCCUUCGAGACUCACGUGAGGGCCGGAGAGUUCGGACCCAGAAACAUGCCGUUCACACCUGGAAGUGACGCCGCUGGAUUCGUAGAGAAGGUCGGCACAGGGGUCACAGAGUUCAAGGCAGGAGAUCGGGUGUACACUACGGGUACCCUGUCUGGUUCAUACGCCGAAUUCGCCAUCGCUAUCCCUCAGUAUAUGUCACACUUAUCUGAUCGACUGAGCUACGCCCAAGGAGCUUCCAUCGGCAUUCCAUAUCACACGGCAUAUAAAGCACUGCAUCUCAGAGCUCAAGCCAAACCAGGAGAGACGGUUUUGAUCCAUGGGGGUAGCGGGGCGGUGGGCAUUGCCUCCAUUCAAGCGGCCAAAGCCUUUGGUCUACGAGUUAUUGCGACAGCGGGAACGAAAGGCGGUCAGGAUCUGGUGAGACAGCAUGGGGCAGACGCCGUCUUUUGUCACAGAGGAAAGGGCUAUAUGGACAAGAUUAAGAUAAUCGGUUGCCGGGGAAACAUCGAAAUCAACCCCAGACUGACAAUGCUCAAGGAAACCAGCAUAAUUGGAAUGGGUCUGAUGACGGGAUCCGAUGUAAGUAUGCUUAGAGUUAGGAAACGGGGUGGGAGAGAGGGGGAGUGA
Aplysia californica (California sea hare) is the source of this 660-nucleotide messenger RNA. Its product is annotated as quinone oxidoreductase. NCBI's taxonomy places the organism in Eukaryota, Metazoa, Mollusca, Gastropoda, Aplysiida, Aplysiidae. Gene Ontology annotation, cellular component: cytosol. The record is from RefSeq and is a predicted model, not a curated record. Gene Ontology annotation, molecular function: quinone reductase (NADPH) activity; NADPH binding; mRNA 3'-UTR binding.